Messenger RNA from Pelobates fuscus (common spadefoot toad), 3497 nucleotides. It is a transcript of the gene CCDC177, whose product is annotated as coiled-coil domain containing 177. The coding region runs from base 368 to 2449 and encodes 693 amino acids. The transcript is spliced from 2 exons. The record is from RefSeq and is a predicted model, not a curated record. Lineage: Eukaryota; Metazoa; Chordata; Amphibia; Anura; Pelobatidae.
UAUAACACAUGUAGCUCGUCCCUUUAUUUAUACCAUCUCUGCUGCUCCAGUUAUCAAUUGCCCUCCCUCUAAUUUCUGGCCCUUCUGAUCACAAGUGUCUCCACCCUCCUCCGAAUCUAGGGCUGUUCUACGCAUUGCCCUCCCUCCUACUGCUCAGUUGGUUUGAACUGCAUCCCUCCCUUUCCAUCAAAGAGCUAGCCCACCAGCAGAUCUGUGGCUGUUCUCCCACCCUGCCUGCACACCCCUCCUUUCCCUAUCAUUGACCACUGACUAUUCUGUAGAAUGGCCUGCUCCUCAUUGAUAGCAGGUAGCUGUCCACUGCUGUAGUGCUGAUACUUGCUGAUCUAUACACCCCUCAGCUGGAGGAAUGAUAAUGGAGGAACCCACUGAAGAUCCAGGAGGACCAGAAGCUUCAGGAGGGGCAUCUGGACGUCAAAGAGAGCACUCGCCCAUGCUGCACCUGGAUCUUUAUAACUUUGAGAGCGCCGAGGCAGAGGGAAGUCGUUAUGUGCUCACAAGUCCACGCUCACUGGAGGCCUGUGCUCGUUGCCUUGUAAAACCUGUUGAACUCCUGGCCCGGAGUCUGUCUGACCUAGUAAAAGAAGCACCAGGUAGAUCUAUGCGAGUGGCAACAGGUCUUUGUGAGGUUUACGAGAUAGAGAGACAGAGAAAGCUGAAGAUGUGCAGGGAAGAGAGAGAGAGGAUUAUCCGUCAAGAAAAGAGACGGAUUCUACCCUUGAUAAUUAGUAGCAGCCUUGGCUCCCCAUCAACUUCAAAGUGUCCCUCACGUGCUGAACUUAAUUCCACCACAGAUCCCAAAAGGUAUGAAUCUCUGCCUACCACAAGCCACCAAAGAAAAAGUACACCACCUUCAAAGGAUGCACAUAGAACAGAUACACCACCUUCCAAGUUUCACCAAAAGAACAAAUCCCCCCUCACCAAAGGAUCAAAGAAACAUCAUGCACCAGCCCCUAAGGAUCAGAAAAAUUAUCCUUUGCUCAUCAAUAGAGCUGAAAGUAGUGAAUCAUAUACUUCAAAAGAGCCUGUCCGUGCAGUCCCCCCCAAAAAUAAGAGCCAGUCCUUAGACUCGUUGCAGAGAAUGAGGGAUGGAGCUUCUGCAAGAACAUCUUCAGAGUCUGCAACAUCAUCUUAUAGUGGUGAUAGUAUGAAGGACAAAACAGCACAGUUUCCUCAGAGGCCCCAAACUUUAGAUACUGUUAAUUCUCUGUUGGGACGAAGUUUUAGCCUUGGAGAUUUGAGUCACUCACCACAGACAACUAAGAAAGUGGAGAAGAUGGUAAAGGAGGUGAAGAAAUUGGGUGUUCAAGAACUUCCACAAAGGGACAAAAAGAUAGCAGCCCUUAUGAUCGCCAGACAUCAAGAGGAAAACAUCAGAAAUGAGCAACGUUAUUGGGCUCACUUACAGUGGGACACCCAACGUAAAACAUCUGAACUCAAGAAGGAACAGGAGGAUAAGGAAAGGCACAAGUUCUUGGUGCAGGGACACAGAAGGUGGGAGUCUCAGAUAAUGAAUAGACAUAACCGAAUUUCAUUGGAAGAGUUGGGCUCCUCCUCCCUAACCCAAAGCAGGAGUUUAGUACAGUUAGAGAAGUGGAGGGACAAAUCUCUGGAGACAGAGAAACACAAGAAAGGGAAGAAGGAAAAAGCCAGGCUGGACGAUGAACAAAAGAAGACCCAUGAAGAACAAAAGUUGAAAUCCAAUGAUCAAAAAGAGAAAGAGUCAUUUAAUCAGGAAGAAGAGAUACUUCAACAAAACAUGCUUGCGGCUCAAAGUAAAAAGCAGGAAAAAGAGCAACACAUGCAGAAAAGUCUACAAAAUAAAACAGACAAAAUGAAACAUCAGAUUCUUCUACAGGAAAUCUCUCAGAAGGAAGAGUCUGAAAAUGAGGAACUCAGAAAGAACAUGGAGAAAAAUCUACAUAGGGCACAAGAGAAUGUGGAACAUCUUCUAGAGAAAAGAAACCAAGAGUUGAAGAACAAGGCUCGUAAGGAAGAAUUACAAAUUUUGAGGGCCAGGCAGGUAGCAGAGAAGAAAGAGAGAGAACGUAGGGAACAUCUGGAAGAACUGGUCAGAACCGCGCAGAGAAGGCUGCAACAUGCAAGUCAGGUAGCUGAGGAGGUGGUACAGCACAAAGCAAAGAAGGCUUUGGAAGGAAGAUUGGAAAAAGAGAAGAUACAGAGGGAAAACAGGCAGAAGGUUCAGAAGAACGAGGACAUGAAGCGUCAAGAGCUAGUCAUGUCCAUUGAAAAAAAGCUAGAGCGCAGUGAACAAAUAUACAAGGAAAAACAAACAGUGCUUGACAAUGCUCGUUCGGUAGCCAGAGCUUCUUUCAAUAUCCGGGAGAAGGUACGAGCUGAGACCAAUACACGUACCUUUGACAAGAUGGCUCUGGAAGCUGAACUAUAUGCAAGCAUUGACAAAAACUGAGAAUUAAUAAAGGCCAUCAAAAGACACUUAUGCCAGUCUAGACAUUGGUAAGUAUCCACAGUAUUACUUCAGUACUUACCUUACGGAAAGAGAUUUGCAGUCCUAAAGACCUGUAGAAUGGUAAACUUGCUGAUUGCAAAAUCCCAACACAGGGAAUGUCAGGCUUCUCAUUGAUGCUAUGAUUAUUUCAUGUUCAUUGGCUUUCUUCAAUUCUAUCUUCUGGUAAUCCUAUGUAGAUCUAUUUAUGAUUAAUUAAUUAUCACAUUACAGAUUAAUAGGGACUGGGAAAAUGUCCACAUUCAAAGAACUGCCUCAGAACUCAGGGAGAGUGAAUUUAUUGUGGGUUGUCUUCUACAUGUAAUAAAUCUUCACUUGAUUUUUAUUAAUAAUACCGUUUCAUUCAGUUGAAUCAGAUAUCUACAGGUCCAGUGACAACUAAUGACAGCAAUAUACCUAUCAGGUUAAAUAAGGACACAGUGUAUCAAUGUAUGUUAGUCUGAUUUACCAACUGAAAUUGAAAACUUUAUAUUUUUAUUCCUGUUACUACCUAGAAAGUGGAUGGAGGUACUGUAAAAUUCACAUAAAAGUGGUUUUGUGUGGCACUAGGUAACUAAGUGUUUUUAAUUUUGUCAGUCAGUCCCUCGUGAUUUUAGGAGACACCAGUGUCUUCGGUGACAAAAAAAAACACACUGCAAGCAGUUCUGGAUUUUUUUUUUGUACCAGACUUGUAUAGAUCGGCAUUCACUGUCUGCGCAAGGUAGGAUUAGUUACAAAAUUAAGAUUGCUUAAAUCCGGCACAAUUCAAUAUUUAUCUGGCAUGCAGAGAUUAAUAUGCAACUAUGGUGUCCCUGGGAGGAAUACAAUUUUGGAACAAUAAAGUUAGUUAAAAGAUACUUUUUGUAAAAUAUUAGCAAUCAAACUGGCGCAAUCGUACUAACAGAGCGUUCAGGGCUUUUUGGAUAGAAUAUACCCAAUAAGUUACACGGUAGUCUUUUGGCUUGUGGCUGUUAAUAACUACUCAUACACAUAAUAAUCAGGUGAAGUUUGA